Molecule: messenger RNA, 2109 nt
Organism: Drosophila mojavensis
Lineage: Eukaryota; Metazoa; Arthropoda; Insecta; Diptera; Drosophilidae
Gene: MAPk-Ak2
Product: MAP kinase-activated protein kinase 2
Exons: 5
Coding region: 134-1201 (355 amino acids)
Biological process (GO): intracellular signal transduction; peptidyl-serine phosphorylation; protein autophosphorylation
Cellular component (GO): nucleus; cytoplasm
Molecular function (GO): calcium/calmodulin-dependent protein kinase activity; calcium-dependent protein serine/threonine kinase activity; calmodulin binding
Source: RefSeq, a predicted model, not a curated record
UGUUUUUGCUUUUAAGUUGAAGCUCGCAGCGUGUUGUGUCCGGAGCGUGUUGUUUUCUUUUUUUUUAUUGUUAUUACAUCGCACGCCGAACAAAAAAAAAAAAGCAAAUAAAGGCUAGGCCCCAGCUUUCAAGAUGCUUUCGCUGCAGAAUCAACGGCAACCAAAGACAACGCCUUUGGUGGACGAUUACGAAAUAUCGGACACGGUGCUCGGGCUGGGCAUCAAUGGGAAAGUGGUGCAGUGCACCCAUCGGCGCACCAAACAGAAUUUCGCCCUCAAGGUCCUGCUGGACAACGAGAAGGCGCGACGCGAGGUCGACCUGCACUGGCGGGCCAGCGGCUGCAAGCACAUCGUGAACAUCAUUGACGUCUACGAGAACACGUACAGCGGACGCAAGUGUCUGCUGGUCGUAAUGGAAUGCAUGGAGGGCGGUGAGCUGUUCCAGCGCAUCCAGGAGAAGGCGGACAGCUCCUUUACGGAACGGGAAGCGGCUCACAUAAUGCGCGAGAUAUGCGAGGCGAUUUACUAUCUCCACAGCCGAGACAUUGCGCACCGCGACCUGAAGCCAGAGAACUUGCUCUACACGACAAAGGAGCCGAAUGCGAUACUGAAGCUGACAGACUUUGGCUUCGCCAAGGAGACGUUCACCAACGACACCCUACAGACGCCCUGCUAUACGCCGUACUAUGUGGCUCCGGAAGUGCUCGGCCCGCAGAAGUAUGACAAGAGCUGCGACAUCUGGUCGCUGGGCGUGGUCAUGUACAUCAUCAUGUGCGGCUUUCCGCCGUUCUACAGCAUCAACGGACUCUCCAUAUCGCCGGGCAUGAAGAAGCGCAUACGGUCGGGCCAGUACGACUUCCCCGAUCCCGAGUGGACGAACGUCAGCCAGGCGGCCAAGGAUCUGAUCAAGGGCAUGCUCAAUGUGGAUCCCAGCAAGCGGUUGCGCAUCGAGGAUGUGCUGCGCAACAAGUGGAUAGCCCAGUACGAUGCGGUGCCGCAGACGCCACUCUGCACCGGCCGCAUGCUCAAGGAGGGGGAGGAGACCUGGCCGGAGGUGCAGGAGGAGAUGACGCGAUCGCUGGCCACCAUGCGAGUGGACUACGAUCAAAUGCAAAUCAAGGCGCUGGACAAGUCCAACAAUCCGCUGUUAACAAAGCGCAGGAAAAAGAUUGAGGAAAUCUAUGCGGAGCACAAAAAAUAGAUUUAGCGGCCGCUGCCAGCGUGAACAAACCAAGGCCAAAACCCUUUUUUUCCCCCUUACCCACACACACACACACACACACACGCACACAUGUGGGUCUAUGUGUGCGUGUGAAGAGAUAGAUCAUAAUAAGAUUUAUAUGCCACAUUUGGCGUGCUUCUCUGCAUACAUAUAUAUAUAUAUAUAUAUGUUCAUAUAUAUGUUAUGUAUUUUUUUUUUUGUUCGCCUUACUUAAGAGUUUUAACCCCGCCCCCAACUUGAUUUUGACAAUGUUAAAUUAUACGGUCCUGUCCUCGAUUGUCCCAUGUAUAUGUACGUAUCUGUAUAUCCAUUUCCAGUAAAGGUUUUAAGGGUAUUUCUAUAGUGUGCAAAAACUAAAAAAGUCCUAUCUAUAUAUGUAUAUGUAUCUUAUAACUGUACUAUAGGUCGCUAGCCAUCGACCCGACUACAACACAGACAACUAAACGAAAACAGAGCUUUUAAUCUAAUUUGUAAUGUUUUCAAAUAUGCCCAACAAAAUUACGUCUAUGUCCCCCGACAUUUGCAAGCGAUGUCUGUUAACUAUAUAUAGCAUUAGAUCUGCUCCAGUUGAUGUGUAUGUGUAUAUAUACGUAUGUGUGUAUAUGUAUGUAUAUUGCUUCGCUUGCUGCUGACAGCUCUAUAUACAAUUUAUCAUAUAAAUAAAGUAUUUGUAGUUUAUAAUUUCGAAAGAAAAGCCCCAUCAAUGUUUCAUUUAAAACUUGGACUUCUGUAUAGGUUUAUAGGAUAUAUAUGUAUAGCUAUAUUAUAAGUGAGGGAGAGAGAGAGAGAGAGAGUUCGAUUAUACAUAUGUUUAACAACUAGUUUUUACAUAGUCUUAAACCUGUUCCGACUUUAUCAUAUAAAAUAUAUAUCAUAUUUAACAUGUA